This is a messenger RNA of Acinonyx jubatus (cheetah), 939 nucleotides long. Its product is annotated as olfactory receptor 4F3/4F16/4F29-like. The record is from RefSeq and is a predicted model, not a curated record. The transcript has a single exon. Bases 1 to 939 code for a protein of 312 amino acids. Gene Ontology annotation, cellular component: membrane. Gene Ontology annotation, biological process: G protein-coupled receptor signaling pathway. Gene Ontology annotation, molecular function: olfactory receptor activity; G protein-coupled receptor activity. NCBI's taxonomy places the organism in Eukaryota, Metazoa, Chordata, Mammalia, Carnivora, Felidae.
AUGGAUGGAACGAAUCACUCUGUGGUGUCAGAGUUUGUGUUCCUGGGACUCACCGAUUCCUGGGAGAUCCAACUUCUCCUCUUUGUGUUCUCCUCCACGUUUUAUGUGGCAAGCAUGAUGGGAAACUCCCUCAUUAUGCUCACUGUGACCUCUGACCCUCACUUACACUCCCCCAUGUACUUUCUGCUGGCCAACCUCUCCUUCAUUGACCUGGGAGUCUCUUCUGUCACUUCUCCCAAGAUGAUUUAUGAUCUUUUUAGAAAGCGUAAGGUCAUCUCCUUUGGUGGCUGCAUCGCUCAAAUCUUCUUUAUCCACGUCAUUGGUGGUGUGGAGAUGGUGCUGCUCAUCGCCAUGGCCUUUGACAGAUAUGUUGCCAUAUGUAAGCCUCUCCACUAUCUGACCAUCAUGAGCCCAAGAAUGUGCCUCUUCUUUUUAGUGGCUGCCUGGAUGACUGGCCUCAUCCACUCCAUGGUUCAACUGGCGUUUGUGGUAAACUUACCCUUCUGUGGUCCUAAUGUGUUGGACAGCUUUUACUGUGACCUUCCUCGGUUCAUCAAACUUGCCUGCACGGACACCGACCGACUAGAGUUUAUGGUCACAGCCAACAGUGGAUUCAUCUCUGUUGGCUCCUUCCUCAUACUGAUCAUUUCCUACAUCAUCAUCAUUCUCACUGUUCAGAAACACUCUUCAGCUGGUUCAUCCAAGGCUCUGUCCACACUGUCAGCUCACAUCACUGUGGUAUUCUUGUUCUUUGGUCCUUUGAUUUUUUUUUAUACAUGGCCAUCUCCCUCCAUACACCUGGAUAAGUUUCUGGCCAUCUUUGAUGCUAUUCUCACUCCUUUCCUAAAUCCAGUCAUCUAUACAUUCAGGAACCAAGAGAUGCAGGUGGCAAUGAGGAGAGUAUGCAGACAGCUAGUGAAUUACAGGAAGAUCUCUUAA